AUGCCUACUCGCGGCGACUCGGCCUCCACCCAUGGCAGAUCCGGCACCACCAUUCACAUGACCGGCCUCCCGGCCUCCCACAUGCCGUUCCUCUUCACCCACAUCUUCAAGGAAAACCAAGCCACGGUCCUGCAUGCACGCCCGGUUGACGGGAUCAGCUGCCUGCGCUUCGUUCAGUCCUACUACAUCUUCAUGGUGGCCCGGGUGCAAGUGUGCGAGGCGGACCAAACCUGUCGCCAGGGCGGCUGCGCCUGCGCCUCGACGCACACGAUGACCCAGGGCCAGUGUGUCCGCUCCUCGUGCAGCCCGGACGAGCUGGAGUCCGACGGGGCCCUAUGGAACCAGGUCCCCGUGGGCCAGGAUGCUGUGCGCGCCUGCCCGUCGCUGCAUACCGGCAGCAUCCGCCGGGCAUGCACCCCCAACGGCUGGGGGCCCAUCGUGGACACCUGCGAGCUCGUCGUCUGCCUGGCAUACGACUCCCCGGAGUAUGGCACAUUCCCCCAAACCCCGGUCGGCCAGUCCAACAACGGGUCCUGCCCCAUCGGGCACUACGGCACCGGGCGCAUGGCCUGCCUGCGCGGCGGCGUGUGGGACACGGACAACGCCACGGGCACCGCCUGCCGGCCGUUCUUCUGCCGGCCGAGCGUCGACCCGGUGUAUGGGAUCGAGCGGCCGGACACGCCGGCCGGCGGGUACGGCGUGUGCCGCUGCCCGCUGGGCUUCCUCGGGGCCCCGCUGCUGGCCUGCCUGGCGCAGGACACCUGGGCCGAGCGCUACCUCGACCCGGAGACCCAUGUGCCGGCGGAGCCGGCGGCCCUCUGCCGGGCCACCGCCAUCCCGCCCGGCGAGCCGGACUCCGCCUUCGCGCAGGUGACCCACCUGUCCACCGACAGCGAGAUCACCAUCUCCUGGACCCCGGCCGCCGGGGCCGACCCCGCGGCGCCGAUCAGCGUGCAGAUGGCCAGCCCCGGGCAGAUCACCUUCGAGGAGGUGGCCCUCCAGCCGCCCGGCCAGACCGCGGUCCGCAUCGCCGACCUGCCGGCGGCCAGGCAGUUUGUUGUGCGCCUGGUGCCGGGCGAGGGCGCGCCGGCUUCCGCCUCCGCCUCGGCUUCUACGUCUGCUUCCGCCGCCGCCGCCGCCGCCGCCGCCGCCGCCGCCGCCCCCGCGACCGGCCUCACCCAGGAGCUCAUUUGGACGCGGCCGCGGGGCCCCGGCCAGCUGGUCGGCACGGUGACCACCAGCAGCCGGCUGCUGUCCUUCGAGUGGGAGCCCUCGCCCGAUGCCAGCACCUAUCGGGUGCAGCUGUACGACAGCCCGGACCCGGCCAGCCGGACCCUCAUCGACCAGGUGACCACCAACGAGCCGGCCGUGGUCGUGCGCCACACCCUGGCCCCGACGACCACGGUGGAGGUGGAGGUGCGCGCGGUGCACCCGGCGGCCGGGGUCAGCUCCGGGGUGCUGAGCUUCACGGCGCGCACGCCCACCGGCGCGGCCACCCGGGCCACGGCCAUCGCCGUGCCCAUCGCCGUGGUGGUGCUCCUGCUGCUGGGGCUCCUGCUGGCGGUGUUCUUCCUGUACUGGCGCCCGCGCCGGCAGAAAGAGCUCGAGCAGCUGGAGCUCCACCGGCGCUCGACCAUCUUCAAUGCCACCUACACCGACACCGAGGCCACGGUGCUGAACACCUGCGAGUCGGUGUCGGUCCCGGGCUUCCUGGAGCUGAAUGUCGACGGGGCGCAGCAGGUCCAGCAGCUGGAGCCCAUCGGCCGCGGGGGCGCCGGCACCGUGUACCGCGGCCGGCUGCUGGACCCGAAUGCCGUGGCCCGGGCCGGGUCCGAGAUCGUGGCCAUCAAGCAUGUGGCCGGCCAGGCCAGCCGCUCGGAGCACCAGAACAACGACCGCUUCCGCCAGGAGGUGGCCCUGCUCUGGUCGCUGGCCUUCAAGGACUCGGUGGUCCGGCUGAUUGGCUUCACCUCCCGGCCGCGGACCAUCGUCACGCACCUGUACGACAGCGACCUGCAAUCGUACCUGCACAAGCCGGAGGCCCUGGCCGCCGGGCUCUUCCGGCAGCUGGGCCGCUCGCCGCCGGGCAACCGCCAGCAGGCCGGGCUCCUGUCCCCGGACGAGGUGUGCCACUUUGUGUCGCGCAUUGGCCUGGCCGUGCGCGACAUGCACUCGGUCGGCAUCGCCCACCGGGACAUCAAGAGCGCCAACAUCCUGCUCCGGGCCACGCGCCUGCCCUCGCCGGACGCCGAGCCGGGCUCCGCCGCGGCGGUGGCCCUCUUCGAGCCGGCCAUCUGCGACUUUGGCCUGGCUCGCACCGACGAGCUCUCGGCCAAGGAGAUCGAGCUCAAGGUCCGCGGGGGCAACCGCCUGCCCCACAUCUCGGUGGACCUCUUCGGCCCGGGGCUCUCCUCGGCCGAGCAGGACGGCCUCCAGAGCGUGGUCCAGAUCGUGGACGAGACUCUGCAGGCCAACUACGCCGCGCGGCCGACCUCCUUCCACCUGGAGGCGGCCUUCAAUGCCCUGCGCCGCGAUUGA
This is a messenger RNA of Fonticula alba, 2538 nucleotides long. Its product is annotated as serine/threonine protein kinase. Gene Ontology annotation, biological process: protein phosphorylation. Gene Ontology annotation, molecular function: protein binding; ATP binding; protein kinase activity. The coding region runs from base 1 to 2538 and encodes 845 amino acids. Gene Ontology annotation, cellular component: membrane. The transcript has 5 exons. The record is from RefSeq and is a predicted model, not a curated record. Lineage: Eukaryota; Rotosphaerida; Fonticulaceae.